This is a messenger RNA of Bactrocera oleae (olive fruit fly), 3588 nucleotides long. The record is from RefSeq and is a predicted model, not a curated record. Lineage: Eukaryota; Metazoa; Arthropoda; Insecta; Diptera; Tephritidae.
GGUGGUUUUGCAAGUGGCUAAUAGUUUGAACUGUACCACAUUUUUCACCACCCUAAUUCUCCCUAUCGACGGUAAGCUAUUUAAUAGGUUUGUUUAAUUUUCAAAUAAUUACAUCCAAAAAGCGAACGCUUUACAACAGCUGUUGGGUUAGUACAUGUAUUGUGGAAUGCAUUGAGCUACCAAGUUAUCUGAGAAGGAACAUAGAAAUAAUCAAAAAUGACUCUCUGUUGUCGGAUUUGUUUUGUGGAAAAUCCGAAGAAUUUUUCUCUCUAUAAAUGUAUGGGGAAAAAAUAUUUGCCUAGUGUUAUUUUUAACAUCAGUGGAGUGAAAGUACAUUACAAAAAAUACAAUUAAUUCAGAAAGCACGUAUUUUAAAAUAUAUGUACGUACUUUUCACAGGUUUCAAAAAAGCUUGAGCCAGAGGCAACCAUUUGCCGUCGCUGCGCUGCAUCGAUAUUGGUUGCUGAAAACAUUAUAUUGCGAUGCCAAGAGUCAGAAGAAUAUCUCCAGUUUCGUCGUUUAAAGGAAAGUUGCUUACCCAGGCAAUCGCCAACUGCGAAGACAGAAAGCUUUAACGUAAGAAGCUAUGGAAAAUAUCAGUCUGCUUCGACCUGCAGUGAUUUGGAAGAAGCAUUACCAUUGGAACCAAAUGGUGGGCAUAUGUUACAAUCUGUCAAAGAACUUCAUAUAAUAAAAAAUGAUGUGAAUACUUUUAAACGGCUUGGAGACGACCAAAGUCAGUUCUCAAAUAAUUACGAACCAGCAAUAAAACGUUUGAAGAGUAAAGAAGUUACAUCAGUGUCCAUCUUUUAUUGCGAUCAAUGUGACUAUAACACCAAGAUAGGUAAACGUAUUAUAGAACACAAACAAAUUGAGCAUGGAGUGUACGAUCCAAAUAUCUAUACCUGCAGUAUUUGUUCUGAAAGCUUUUCUUGGAAACCAACACUGUAUAGACAUAUAGAGAUAGACCACAAAAUACUUCCUGCAGAUAAAAAAUAUUUAUGUAAUGAAUGCGGUCGUGCCUACAUGCGAGAAGUGCACUUGUUAGAACAUAUAAAGCAGCGACAUGGACCUCGUAGUUUCAAAUGUCCUGAUCCACUAUGUGAGCAAUCAUUCACUCGAACGUUCACUCUUAGACGUCAUUUCAUCACUACACAUACUGAACAAACAAGCUCUCGUUAUCAUUGCAUAUAUUGUGAUAAAUACUUUAAGGUUUAUGAUCAAUGGAAAUACCAUAAUGAAGUUAUUCACAAAAAUGAAACUGUAUAUUGCCCACAUUGUGGCUAUCCUUUUCGCUUCAAAGAAAAGCUAGAUGAACAUAUUUUGAAGGAUAUUUGCAAACGUAGUAUUGUGCCCUGCUCUUAUUGCCAAAGACGCUUCACAACAAAGUCUGGUCUGAGAGAGCACGUGCGGAAUAUACACAACAUCUACUAGUUAAGAGCUUGUACACCUAUAAUACGAUAAAUACUAAUUAAUUACUUGGAAGCGUCGACAAAUAAAACUAGCCAUAAUUUUUUUGCUUUCUAUUAAAUCAUUAAUAUUUAGCUUUAUACUGGGCAAUAAUUUGAUGCUAUUUUACAAAUUUAGGAUCAUAUGCAUAUACCAACUGUGAAGAAGGUGCUCCCUAAUAAGAAUAUUGCCACAUUUUGAGGGUCUCACAGAAAUAUUAUUUAAAACGCAUGAACUUUUAUCCAUGCGCAGAAAAACUUUCAAGCUGACAACAAUUUCACAUAUUUACGAAAAGCCUAAGCAAAACAAGAACGAAGAACAACUGUAAAAGCAUACAAAAUAAAUAUGCAGCCAUGGAGGUCUAGCAGCAAUUUCUUCUAGACAAGAAUAUACAUAUGCAUAUUUAAAGCAAAAAAGUGAGAUCACCCUAUAGCUAAAUACCUACAAAUAAAUAAUGAGAUCGUAAAAGAGUUAAUGCGAAUAGAAGAGAACUACCCACAAUGCACUAAGUAAAUUGAGCAGGCAACAUAAGAAAAAUAUAUAACUACAUAUGUAUGUAGGUAUGAACAUACUAGAUAUGCUCUUAUACAAUCAACAAAUCGAAUGGCCCUUAGCCAAGUGUUAAUGUUCUUUAAUUAAAUUAUGAAAGAAGUGACGUAGCAGACUGCUUGAAUGGCGUUUAUUUUUUAUACAGCCAGGCUAGAAGCGUUUGCCUCUUAUCGCACAAUUUGUGAACAUGAAAAGUGGCACUCAACCGGCACAGUAUCGCUCAUUGGGAAUUGAGAAUGCUUGUUUGCUGUUUUUGUGCGUGUAAUAUUCGUUUCAAAACUAAUUAUCAGGAGAAACGGGCUUAAGGGAGACAUUUUCGAGACAUAUACUAUGGCAUCGCUUCGAUUGAUAAAUCGGUUAAUAAUACGUGGAUUCAUAUCGCUGUCGUUGUUGCUGGUUUUCUUCAACGAAUUCAUAGUUUAUUACAUUAAUCAGUCCACAUGGCAACAAAUUUAUUGUAAAUACGAUAACUGUACAAGAAUAUUGUUUGUAGCGGAUCCACAAUUGAUUGGUAAUUCUUACGAGAAAGGGUUUUGGAGCCCUAUAUCGCGGUACGAUGCAGAUAGAUAUUUGAGAAAAACUUUUGAACGAACACUAGACUUCACACAACCACACAUUAUUUGCUUUCUUGGCGAUCUCUUGGAUGAGGGAAGCAUUGCAAACCAACAAGACUUUGAUAGCUACGUCAAACGGUUCAAUCGAAUUUACAACGCUAUCACAAACAUAAAACGGAUUCAUGUGCCUGGAGAUAAUGACAUUGGCGGUGAGGAUGGGGAAUAUAUCUCAAACUCAAAUGUGCGCCGCUUCGAAGAGUCUUUUCAAAAUGAAGAUCUCUUUGACUAUGAAAAUAUGUUACGCUUUUUUAAAAUAAAUCGGAUGAUGCUCGACUUUUCGAAUCCAGAUCGUGAACACAAUGCACAACGCUUACGUGUUGGUAUUUCUCAUGCCCCAAUUCUCAUUGGUGGUGGGCCACUCUUGCGUUCGGUACUUAGUGAAUUGGAUCCUCAUGUAAUAUUCUCUGGCCACUGGCAUGAAUCUAGAAUAUUCAUACAUCCAUCAACGCACGUAGUGAACUUUUAUGAGUCGACCGUGCGACAUUUCGAUUUGCGCUCUCUAAAAGAGAAGGAACAUCAGUAUCUCGAAAUUAUGGUACCUACCGCUUCGUACCGUAUGGGGAAAAUGAAGAUGGGUCUAGGGUACGCGGUGCUUGAAAACUAUCAACUUAGCUACACAGUACUCUGGCUGCCCAACCGAUUCAUUUACCUGUUUUUAUAUUUAUUUUGGCUGCUUUUAUCAGUUUGUGGUUUCAUUGUGUUCAGAAUGAUGACGCGAUGCCCAUUUCGCGUCACUAAACAUCAAUCAUUAUACAACCGUACUUUAAACAUGUCUUAAUUUUAAACUUAUAUAUAUCUAAAAUGUAAAAUUAAUUAAAGCGUUGGUAUGACAAAUUAUAAGUCAAAAUCCAUUUUCUGUAAGGGUUGAAACCUAUAAAUAAUAUUAAGUAUUCAAUGUGUAACCAAUAUCUGUUGAAUUUAUAUUGUUAUUAAGUAUAAUAUGAAAUAGUAACUAAUAUAUGUUUUAAAUAAUAAA